Molecule: messenger RNA, 1523 nt
Organism: Cariama cristata (Red-legged seriema)
Lineage: Eukaryota; Metazoa; Chordata; Aves; Cariamiformes; Cariamidae
Gene: RUNDC1
Product: RUN domain containing 1
Exons: 5
Source: RefSeq, a predicted model, not a curated record
AGUGAGCAAGAGAAGCAGGAGCAAAUUGAGGUCCAGAAGGAGAAGCAAAGAGAGCUGAUCCUGCAGCUCAAAACACAGCUGGAUGACCUGGAGACGUUUGCUUACCAAGAGGGCAGCUAUGAUUCUUUGCCACAGUCUGUGGUUAUGGAAAGACAACGGAUGAUUAUAAAUGAGUUGAUAAAGAAGCUGGAUAUGGACUUGAGUGAAGAUAUUGCAACGCUCUCUCCAGAGGAAUUGCGACAGCGUGUUGAUGCUGCCAUAGCACAGAUUGUUAAUCCAGCCAGAGUGAAGGAGCAGCUGGUGGAACAACUGAAGACGCAGAUAAGGGACCUCGAAAUGUUCAUCAGCUUCAUUCAGGAUGAAGCUGGAAGCUCUGGUAAGGCAGAAGAUGGACACUGUGAAUGUGCAGGCAGAAAAGAUGGCGGCGGGUCCUACAAACCAAAUACACGGCCUUCUGGAAACAGAGUGAACCCAGAAGAUGCCAGAAAGAUGCGAGAAACAGGCCUGCACCUCAUGCGUCGCAUGCUUGCUGUGCUACAAAUAUUUGCUGUUAGUCAGUUUGGUUGUGCUACUGGUCAGAUUCCUCGCACCCUCUGGCAGAAGGACCAAGCCAACAAGGACUAUUCCCCCUUAAUUAAGAAACUGGAGUUGUCAGUAGAGCGAGUGAGGCAGCUAGCUGUGAAACACCAGCAGGAAGACCACGUUAUCAGUUCCUCUGAUCUGCAGGACAUUCCCUUAGGAGGCAGAGAUGAGCUGACUCUAGCUGUGCGGAAGGAGUUGACCAUUGCUUUGCGAGACCUGAUGGCUCACGGCCUCUAUGCCUCUUCCCAAGGAAUGAGCCUGGUAUUGGCACCCAUUGCGUGCUUGAUUCCUGUGUUCACCUCAUCGCCACAGACCAUGCACCCAUGGGAACUCUUUGUGAAGUAUUACAAUGCUAAGAACGGACAAGCCUUCGUGGAAUCCCCGGCUCGCAAGCUCUCCCAGUCCUUUGCCUUGCCUGUGACAGGAGGAGUGGCCAUUACCCCCAAACAGAGCCUGCUGACAGCGAUUCACACUGUCCUCACAGAGCACGACCCCUUCAAGCGCAGUGCAGACUCUGAACUGAAAGCUCUGGUGUGUAUGGCACUUAAUGAGCAGCGCCUGGUCUCCUGGGUGAAUCUGAUCUGCAAAUCUGGAGCUCUGGUACAGUCCCACUACCAGCCAUGGAGCUACAUGGCAAACACAGGCUUUGAGAGCGCACUCAAUGUUCUCAGUCGCCUGAGCAACUUGAAAUUCAACCUCCCGGUUGACCUGGCUGUCCGGCAGCUGAAAAACAUCAAAGAUGCUUUUUGAUGUAUUUUUAUUGUAGAUCAUCCAUUUUCCACAAGUAGGCAGCUGUUGGGCUCAAGAAGCCUGGCUUUUUUAAGAACAAGUUUGGCUUUUUGAAAUUGAUACUUCCUUUUAGGGAAAUCUUAUGCUGGUGGAGGUUGUGCACUGUACAGCACCUCAGCCUGCCCCUUUUUAUGCAGCUGUGAAGAGCAAAA